GCCGAAACCCCGCACUGCGCCCCGCAGCUCCAGCAUGUCCUCGACGGAGAACCCCGGCCGCACGUCGGACAAGUCCCAGCGUCCGCAGGUGGACCGCCUGCUUGUGGGGCUGCGCUGGCGGCGCCUGGAGGAGCCGCUGGGCUUCAUCAAAGUCCUCCAGUGGCUCUUUGCUAUUUUCGCCUUCGGGUCCUGCGGCUCUUACAGCGGGGAGACGGGAGCCAUGGUUCGGUGCAACAACGAAGCCAAGGAUGUGAGCUCCAUCAUUGUUUUGUUCGGCUAUCCCUUCAGGUUGCACCGGGUCCAGUAUGAGAUGCCUCUCUGUGAUGAAGACUCCACCUCCAAAACCAUGCACCUCAUGGGAGACUUCUCUGCCUCCGCGGAGUUCUUUGUGACCCUGGGCAUCUUUUCCUUCUUCUACACAAUGGCUGCCCUCGUCCUCUACCUGCGCUUCCACAACCUCUACACAGAGAACAAACGCUUCCCACUGGUGGAUUUCUGUGUGACUGUCUCCUUCACCUUCUUCUGGCUGGUUGCUGCAGCUGCCUGGGGCAAGGGCUUGACUGAUGUCAAAGGGGCCACACGGCCAUCCAGCCUGACUGCAGCCAUGUCCGUGUGUCAUGGAGAGGAUGCAGUAUGCAGUGCCGGGGCCACACCCUCCAUGGGGCUAGCUAACAUCUCUGUGCUCUUCGGCUUUAUCAACUUCUUCCUGUGGGCUGGAAACUGUUGGUUUGUGUUCAAAGAGACACCAUGGCAUGGACAGGGCCAGGACCAGGGCCAGGGCCAGGGCCCCAGCCAGGAGAGUGCUGCAGAACAAGGGGCGGUGGAGAAGCAGUAAACAUCUGGCUACUCCAGAACUGGACAGCACCUCUUCAUCUCCUCUGCCUUCCACAGGACCCUCCUCCUCCAACUCCCUUCCCCCACUAUUCUGGGCUUUGAGAUUUGAGAUGAUGGAUGGGUAGGCAUCAGCUAUUGGUAACCUGGGCAGCCCUCUACUGGCUUCCUAAUCCCUCAU
Messenger RNA from Phodopus roborovskii (desert hamster), 1012 nucleotides. It is a transcript of the gene Sypl2, whose product is annotated as synaptophysin like 2. NCBI's taxonomy places the organism in Eukaryota, Metazoa, Chordata, Mammalia, Rodentia, Cricetidae. Gene Ontology annotation, cellular component: synaptic vesicle; synaptic vesicle membrane. The transcript has 6 exons. The record is from RefSeq and is a predicted model, not a curated record. The coding region runs from base 35 to 835 and encodes 266 amino acids.